AUGGGCCACUUUGAGUCUGGCAGCGACCGUUUCCAGCACUGGAAUGACAACAUAAGACUAGUGGACACUGUCAGAGAUAUAAUCCUGCACACGGCAGCUGGGUCCUACUUGCCGGCCCCCGAAGCUCCGCACCCGGCACAACGUGGCGACAUUGGGGCAGACUUCUCGCUGUUAGGCUCUGCGUCUCGUCCACCACCUGAUGGGUUGUGGUACUCCACAGACUCCCAUCGUGCAAUUGGAGCAGACUUCUCGCCGUUUGGCUCUGCGUCUCGUCCACCACCUGUAUCUCAUUUGAAAACCCAGACUUCACCAUUGUCACCUGCGCGCAUGUCUUGCAGUUUCUGCGUGCACAACGGCGAGUCCAAGUUGGUGUGCAAAUCCCACUGGCUGAAGAACCAGGUCGGAGAUGUUAUGUGUCCCUACCUGCGGCAGUACGUGUGUCCCCUGUGCGGAGCCACGGGGGCCAAAGCCCACACCAAGCGCUUCUGCCCGAUGGUGGACAGAGUGUACGACUGCGUGUACACGAAGUACACUUAG
Notothenia coriiceps (black rockcod) is the source of this 537-nucleotide messenger RNA. The record is from RefSeq and is a predicted model, not a curated record. NCBI's taxonomy places the organism in Eukaryota, Metazoa, Chordata, Actinopteri, Perciformes, Nototheniidae.